AUGUUGUUCUUCUCCUACUUCAAGGAGCUCGUGGGGAAGGAGGUGACAGUGGAGCUCAAGAACGACCUGGCGAUCCGCGGGACGCUCCACUCGGUUGACCAGUACCUCAACAUCAAGCUGGAGAACACCCGCGUUGUUGACCAGGACAAAUAUCCCCACAUGAUAAAGGCCAGAAGGGAUGUGUUACUGGCAUUCUUGCGGCAGACCUUACAAUAA
This is a messenger RNA of Miscanthus lutarioriparius, 216 nucleotides long. Lineage: Eukaryota; Viridiplantae; Streptophyta; Magnoliopsida; Poales; Poaceae. The record is from the annotation of a GenBank genome assembly.